AUGGCAGUGGGCAUGGUUGACACACCAGCAACUGCGCAGGGCCGUGAGGCUCUAGGAAUGUCUAUGUUACCACGAGAGAUUUUCUGGAUGAUCUUGAACUAUCUCAGUCCAAGAGACAUCGUCCGUUGCCGCCGCGUUUCCCAGUCUUGGAGUCAGAGCUUCGGAAACCCCGCAAAUCUUAUCCCACUCUUGAGGACGUUCUUUCCUUUAGCGAAAGAGGUCAGGGAGCUUCAUGGUAAAGAUAUUGACUGCGUGCUGGAAACUACAGAUGACGAUAUCUAUUGGUGCAGGCUCUUCGAUCAGCUCGCCUCUAGAUAUGAUCAUCUUAGCCAAGGGAAACCCAAAUCUAUACAGAGGCACAAACUUUGUGAUGACUUCGGCGUAUCUGGGGAAAGAGAAUGGUUUCACGUGCAACCCUGGGAAAACCAUGCUAGUCACCUAAUGCAGCGCGUUGAUUGCCCUUUCCCAGAGUCGUUUUGGUCGUAUGAGGAUGGUCUGAUAGUGUAUCCGAGCGCAGAUUACUCAUGCCUUGUGCUCUUGGACCUAGACAGUGACAGGAAAUUCAUGGUUCCUUUCAUUAUCACAGGCAAAGUGAUUCGCCGAAUUCGACUACAGAAAAGAGUUCUCGUUGUGGAGUGGGCAGAACCCAAAGCUUUCCAUUGGUUAAAUGACAGUGAUGGAGUGCAUCGCCACUUUGCUUCAUCAUUUGACGUGACAGAGGCUGCGAGUGGCUGGAGCAUCAAGUUUCGGAAUGAGUGGAAGAUCAUGUUUCUUGGUCACCCACUCAGCGAGAGGGAUCGCUUCUAUUCCACUCACAGCGAGACACACUAUGCCAUCUAUAUUUGGCAGCCCAAUCGCAGUUUGUACACUGCAGAUGAUGAUGCCCCAAUCGAGUCGCUAUCGGUCUGGGACAUCUCACAGCCAUCAGAUUACCGGCCUUCCUUGGACCCUACCGGACGUCUGCGCGCAGCAGGCCAAGAUAAUGGUCCGUCUAUUAUCACGCGGUUUGGGUUCAGAGAACUAGGGUUCUAUUCUGUCAGACAGCGAGGGUUCCCGGGUGUGCAAUGUCUGAACAUUAGUGAGGACAAUCAAUCCAUAGAUAUAGUCGAGAACUUGUGUACAGGGCCAGUCGAUCGCCUGGUUGCGCCGACAGAAUGGACGUCACAGGUGCAAAUUACUAGCAUUCCAAUAUCCGGUGACGGGCCUUGCUGGAGGCGGCUCGAUUCUCAAGCGCUUCCUCCCUACCGUGGUAGCAAUAGUCUACAAACAAAGCCCCUCACCUUUGCCAUCUGUGAUGAACCAUGGUAUGCCGUCGUCUCUGAGGCAUAUGAUGAGAAGGCCAAGGUUGGAUUCUGCCUCCAUUUGUCACCUAUUACAUGGCCGUUUGAUCUGAAAAUGUUCCUGAGCAUCCGAACUCCAUCCUCAACUAAAACAUUGAAACAUGAAGAAAUUUUCGAGCUCAUCGGUAAAGGAAGGAUUUGCGGAAAUGAAAGGCACUUGGUUGGUGAGAAUGCGAACCGCGAACUUGUCAUUUAUAGAUUUGAUCAAUAA
Molecule: messenger RNA, 1551 nt
Organism: Aspergillus bombycis
Lineage: Eukaryota; Fungi; Ascomycota; Eurotiomycetes; Eurotiales; Aspergillaceae
Product: F-box protein
Exons: 1
Coding region: 1-1551 (516 amino acids)
Molecular function (GO): protein binding
Source: RefSeq, a predicted model, not a curated record